Messenger RNA from Hypoxylon fragiforme, 2097 nucleotides. RefSeq lists its product as uncharacterized. Lineage: Eukaryota; Fungi; Ascomycota; Sordariomycetes; Xylariales; Hypoxylaceae. The transcript has 3 exons. Bases 659 to 1753 code for a protein of 364 amino acids. The record is from RefSeq and is a predicted model, not a curated record.
ACACCUCAGACAGCGUAACUUGCUUCCUUACAAGUUUCUUUCAGCAUCCUUCGCGCCUCGGAUCAUACUCUUGUCUAUUUUUGCCGAACUCCGAUAGCUCUAAUGCCAAAUAAGUAACAUAAGUCUUUGUGUGUGUGAAAGACAACCAACAGAUCAGAAUGCAUUGUUCAUUCUUCCCAUCGUUUGCGUCGGCCAGUUACCGGCUUCGUAUAAGAAGCAUGAAGACAUCCCAUAUUAUGACCAGCCAGCAUGGCCGGACUUAUACUAAAUAGUCGCCCAUUGCCAUUGAUAGUAUUAUUCAGCCCUAUUCACCAACCGAACGUCCAAAGUCCUUAGCUCGGCCACGUCUUUCCAAGUUGUCGGUUUCCGACCACCUACCGAGUCUCGGCCAGGUAUCUAGGCAGCCCGCCAAGCGCCGCCUUUUCAUGUCUUGGUCUCUUGGUAGCAUUCCAUCUGUCUCGGUUCAUUUUGUAGUCCUCCUGUGAUUAUAUUCUUCUAUUUCGACUGUCCAUUGUCAGUUUGACUGUAUUCCUUCUCAGUCCGGGGCGAGGGUAUUCAGUCUUCAUUAAGACAUACUUACUGUCGAGCCACCUUCUCUACUUCCAGAUAUACUUGUGUGGCUUUACAUCGGGAGACGUAGCCGUUACCGGGGGAAGUCAUGGCAGAGCUUGAAAAGACUGCCGCAGUUGAUGUUGCUACUACCUUUCCACGAUUUUCGUCACUCCCCGCCGAGCUGAGACUCAUCAUCUGGCGCUUCGCCUUACCACGCCGAGUCUUUGAGAUUCGAAGGGAGACGGUAUGCCUCAAGCAGGACGGUGAAGUAGAUGUCACAGAGGAUGUAGACCACGAUUCUUGGCGGAUUCGCAGUUCAGACUUGGUGGCCGUGCAGCUAGCCCCGCCGGCGUUGCUCAACGUCUGCCGGGAGGCCCGCAAAUUCGCGUUACGGUCCGGGUCAUGGAGAUGUGUAGGAAGCCACCCCCGAGGCGUCAAUCGGGUUAUCAGGAUGGCAACAUGGUUCGACCCUCGUACGGACAUUCUCUGCUUCGACGACUCUGCUUCGCAGCUUCUGACGAGACGUGUCACUGAGCGAAACGGCCUUGUCACCGAGUACACUAACAAUCCUGCCAUCACCAGGAUGUAUUUCGCCGGUUCCCCCGCAAGCCCUGUCUGCGUCAGCCUGGCUGCGUUGGCAGGUUCAUCGGGGAAGUUCUUGGUAGAGCAGUGGCAACGUAAGCGAGGUUUCUGGUCAGGAGUGCCGCGGUACCUGUUCUACCACGAUAGCAUACUGAUGCACUUGGGUAGAUCCCCUAAAGUGGAAGAGUUCUUUGGGAAAGGCGUUGAUAGAUGCCAUACCCUCUUAGUCGAUGCUCAAGAUUAUGCAAAGUUACGACGAUUAAGGGACUUGUACGUUGAGGAGUCCGAUUCGUCGUUCUUCCAGCGAAGGGUCGCUGACUGGCUCGAGGAUAUCAUUAACCUCGACGAGGGAUACAGUGAGCAAUCAUACCUGGAUCUCAGAAACCUCUGGCUCAAAGCGCAGGACGAUGUGUCUUCGUCAGCUCCCAUUUUAUCGACAGACCAGGCCAGCGCUCAGAUGAGAUCACUCAUCGAACCCGGCGCUGUCCUCCACACCAUACAACAGUUCAACCACGAUGAUCCUUGGUGUCGGAAUGUUAUCAAAGCCAUGCCAGAUAUGCAACUUGUCGUUCAUUUUCGACUGUGCAUCACGAACCACGACGAGUCUCUCGAGGAUUAAACACUGCCGUGGAGGCUCCCCCCAACCUCUAUAGAUACCUAUGAAUACAAAUAAGAUAGUUAACUCAUAAUUUGAAAUGAAAUUGUAUCUCGCUAAUGCCCGUGUCAUUAAAUCCUCCUCCCGUGUCUUCUUCCAUCAGCGGCCCAAUUCGGCGGCCUGCCCUUCUUGAGAUGGUACAGCUGUAGCGCCGUCAUACAGGCACCUGCCCAACCAAGCUGUUGCUUCUUCCACUUCUUCUGCUUCGCGUCCCGGAACCGCUUCUCCACCAUCAUAGCUGGCUCCCUGAAUACCUCUUCCAUAAUCGGGUCAUACCCCCCUUCAUCAUCAUCAUCAUCAUCAUCACC